Molecule: messenger RNA, 7535 nt
Organism: Cinara cedri
Lineage: Eukaryota; Metazoa; Arthropoda; Insecta; Hemiptera; Aphididae
Source: the annotation of a GenBank genome assembly
AUUAAAUAUUACAGUUGUGUUUUGUAAGCAAGUUUUCUAAAAUAAUAUUAAUUUAGUACUAUUAUUAUUAUUUCAGUUAUACUAUAGUAUAACUAAAAUAUCAGUGUUUUCUACUCGUAGAUUUUAAUCAUUACGUAGGCCUAUUACGGCCUAUGAUUAUUUAUAGUAUUUCAAUAAUUAUUCAUAUAAAAUGAUUAUUCCGAAUUCAUUACCAAUUAUUUACACAGCCCCAAUUCUAAUUCCUGGAUUUAUGUUGAAAAUUAAACUACUAGUUGAAGAAAAGUAAGAAUAUAAUAAUUGUAUAUAAACUAUUAUUUUUUAAGUAAUUAGUUCUUAGCAAUCGGUUGUUCUUAUGGUACAUUUUUUGUUAUUGUAUAACAUUUAUGAAAAUAAUUAUUUUUAAAUAAAACAUUUCAUUUAAUUAUAUAUCUAUACAUUUAUAAUUUUUUUAUGUUUAGAAAAUAUUGGGUAUCCAAUACAAUCUGUACUUAGUUAGAUAUUUAUCCAGAAACUGAAUUAAUUGAUUACGUUCAAAUUUAUUAACAAAAGUAAUAUUUCAACUUAGUUUCAACUUUAAACCAAAUCAGUGCUUGACAUUAAAAAUAAAGGUUGAUCUCUGGCUUUUGAGUUUGGAGAAAAAACGGAAAAAAAAUAAAUUAUAAGUUGGUACUGAUAAUAUUUGUUUAUAAAUUAUACAAUUUUAACACUAUUUUAGGUAAUGGAAAUAUUUUUUAGGUAAAAAUCUUACAAACUAAAAAUUAAUCACAUCUGCUAUUAAAUUUUCAGUAAAAUGAUAUAAAACAUAAGUAGAUACUCAAGUUUAGUUGUAUUUUAAGAAAUAGCUAUUUAUAAAUUCCUAACAUUCUUAAUAAAAAAAAAAAAAGAAGAAAUACUUGGGUACGUUUAAAAUAAAUGCAAAUUUUACUAUUCAUAUACGUAAUAUAUAAUUUUCUUCCUCAGAUUUCCUUCUAGAUAUUUGAAUACAAUUAAAAAACAUGUAAAUAAUUAAUAUUUAUAAAGAGUAGGUAAUUGAAUAUAGAAUUAUAUUUUCAGUAUUUUGACUAAAUUUGGCUCUUAUGCUUUAAAUAUAUAAAAUUAUGAAUUUAUAUUAAAUUUUUAAUAUAUUUCAGUACUAAUCUAUUGGAGUAUCUACUUAAAGAUAAUUUAAACUCAAAAUCAAAACAUAUGAUAGGAAUAAUACCAAAAGCAGAUUUGGAAAAGGUAAAGAAUAUUAAUCUACUUAUAUUCAUAUAAAAACAGUAACUAAUGACCUUAUUACAUAUAAUAUUAGGCAGACAAUGUAAUAGGAACAGCAGGUCUGAUUCAAAGUUUGAUCAAAAUUGAUUCGGUGCCUGAAGAAGUUUUUAUACUAGUUCAAGGACUAUGUCGUUUCAAACUGAAAGAAACUAUUACUGAAUACCCAUUUAAAAUUAAUAGCAUUGAAGCUAUUAAUAAUUUUAAAGAGCUCGAAGGUGAGUUGUUGAUAAUUUUUAAUUACAUAUAUUCUGUAAGUUUUAAAUCAUCAUAAGAAUAAUAUAUAAUAACAUAUUAUUAUAAUUUAGGCGAGGAUAAUGAAAAAGCUAAACUCAAAGCUGAAUUUGAAAAAGUAUUUAUUGACUUGAUGACAUACUCUGAGAAAAUCACACUGCAACCAUUUACUUUUUCAAACCCAAAGGUUUAAGAAAAAAUAAUUGAAAUUAUGUUAUAUUAUAUUAUUAUUUUUAUUAUUUCUACAGAUUAUUUUAAAAAACUAUGCCUUACUUGACUGUGUGGAUAUGUGUUUAAAAAAUAUUGUGGCUUUAACUCCAGCUAUUGCCUAUGAAGUUUUAAGAGCUACAAAUUUAAAUCAACUAUUAAAUAUUAUAAUUGAUUUGCUAAAACAAGAAACAAUUAGUAUGUAGUGUGAAAUAUAUUAUAAUGAAGCAAAAUUGAGGGAAUAUAAAAAUAAUUUCAUAUUUUAUUAUUUAUGUUAUAGAAGUAAACAAACAUUCAAAAUUUUUAAAAACCGGUUUAUUUCCAAUACCUUCUACAAUAUAUUUAAAUUCUACUGGCAAUAGAGGGAAUAUCCAGAAGAAAUCAUUAUCAACUGAAUUAAAAGAAGUUGAAAAAGCAAUUCAGUAAAUAUAAUCUAGCUAUUAUUAAGUAUUUUAUAUUAUAGAUUUAUUAAUAUAUUUUAUAUUUAUAAUAUUUUUCUUAGAAAUGCAAAAUUGUCAAAACCAAUUAAUGAUUUGAUUAUGAAAGAAUUCAAUAGACUUAAAGAAAUGAAUAGUUACCAUCCUGAUUAUUCUGUUUUUUUAAAUUAUAUCAAUUAUGUUAUUAAUUUGCCAUGGAACAAAAUUACAAAGGAAUCAUUGGAUUUGAAAAAAGCUAAAAAUGUAUUGGCCAUUUUAAAAUUAAAACAGUUUUACAAUUAAAUUUUAAAUAUUUUUUCUCUACACAGGUAUUGGAAUUAAACCAUUAUGGUAUGGAGAAGGUGAAAAAUAGAAUAUUACAAUUUAUUGCUGUAAGAAUAUUGAACCCAAAACUACGAGGACCUAUACUUUGUUUUAUUGGACCACCUGGUGUUGGCAAAACAACUAUUGCGAAAACCAUUGCAGAUUCAUUAAAUAGAUCUUUUAAAAGGUCCAUACAUAUUAUUAUUAUUAUUAUUAUUAUUAAAUUAAUAAUAAUACUUUUUUUUUAGAAUAUCGUUGGGUGGUAUAAAUCAUUUUUCAGAUAUAAAAGGACACCGAAAAACAUAUGUUGGAUCUAUGCCAGGUUGUAUUAUUCAAGCUAUCAAUGAAGUACAAACUAAAAAUCCUUUAAUUUUGUUGGAUGAAAUAGAUAAAAUGGUAAUAAUUUAACAACUAUAUUAAAUAUAAUUUAUUCAAUGUAAAAUUUAUAAUAUUCCUAUGGUAAAAAAGCCAUAGCCAGAUAUUGUGCCAUGUAUGUUGCCUUUGUAUGUUGGAAGUUAGAUAGGAUCGAGCGCUUACUUAGUUCUAUUUUUGUACAGGGAAAUUAUUAAAUAGGACUUACUUAUAAACAUUCAUUAAGUAGCAACCUACCUUCCUACCAACCUAAGAAAUCACAAAGCUACAAUAGGUAAUUUAAAGAGAUAGGAACAGAGAACUGUAUAUAAAUCAAGGCCUACAUAAGAAGGACCCACCGAGAAAUUCCCUGUAAAUACAAGUUAUUUGAAUAAAUUAAGUUUCUAAAAUUUAAUACAAGCAUUUUUAUUUGGUAUUCGAGUGAAUAAAUUUUGAUAAUCUAUUUUAAACAAUAAAACGCGAACAAUGAUAGAUGAAAAUGUACCUUACAUCACAUUUAACAAUUAUUGUUUCCAAGUCACUUUUGUUAAUGAAAUUGUAUAAAAAAACUAAAUUGUGUUUAUAUAGCAUGUUGUUUUCUCUCAUAUUAUAUGAAUAAUAGAUUAUUUGAUAUUAUAUUCCAUAUAAUUUUUCUGACGGCCAGGCCAUAAAAAACCAGAACCAACAUAUUUUUUAAAUUUAAAUUGAAAAUGGUUUAUUCAUUUUGAAAUGCAUAGUAAGAAUAAAAAAAUAAAAAAUUAUGACAAACUCCAGUUAGAAGUUAAAAAAAAAUAUUUGGGAUUUUCCGUAAUACUCAUUUUUUUAAAAAGAAAAUUACUAAUGAAAUUCUAUUAUUUACAACAUUUGUGUAUUUUAAUACUUAAUCCAUAAAUAAAAUUUAAACUUAGCUACUAUAUUUAUUUUGAAAGUUUUUGUUUAGUGUACAUAAUACCUUUAAAAAUAACAUUUUUGUAAUUAAUCAAAAUAGCUAAAAAAAAAAAUAGUUUUUUUUUUUUUUAAACUUGUAGUUUUCUAUGAACUACGUAGAGACGGAGGAAGGCUUGCUAUGUUUAUCUGCUUUAUUCACUAACUUAAGCGCCUCUGCGCCUUCCUUUUUGUGAGAUGAAGGGAAUAUUCGCUUACAUAGCUUAAACCCAAACCUAAUACUACUUCAAGAAGGAUAGUGUCCUAAGAGUAAACCUCAAAGCCUUAUACAAGGGUGGGCCAUUGGCCAUCUUUAUUUUGAGCUAGUGAAUAUCAGAAUUCAAUUGUUGUUAUUAGAAUAGAGGACUUGUAGCUCUAAAAAAUACUUAAUAUUCAAGCACUUAUUUACUUAAAAACCCUAUAAUAUCACUAAAAAUAUGCUCUUAUAUUUUAUUUUAAAGUGAUUUAUUUAAAAAUGUAUAAAUCAUUUUUUUUACAAAAUUGUUAAUAAAAUUUGAUUUCUCGAAAAUUCUUCUGGUCCUAAAAAAUAAAAUUGUGUUAGCUGUUAAUAAAUAUAAUGAAUCUAAUUGGUAACGCUCAAAACCCUCAAAAAAAAAUUGUCUUGGUUUAAAUACAAAAACAUUUUUACAAGUAUUUAUGAUUAGUGAGAUUUGAUUUUACUAAUGUAUUAACUAUUAAAAAUUGCACAUUUUAAAAAAUAUUAAAUUCUAACAGUUAUUUAAAAAAUGGAUUACAGAAAAUUAAAAUUAUUUUACCCAUAACUUCUAAAUAAAGUUGGUCAUCUAAUCUUAGAUUCUGUGUGUAAGGAGGGAGCUAUUAGUUUUACAAUGCUGUUUAUUUCUUUCUUUUUUUUCUUCUAGUCUGUGGAUACGUUUUUUCCUAGUAAACUUGUCAGAUUUUUACAAAUAGCAACUUUUCUGAAAACUCAAGUUGUCUACAUAGUACUUUAAAAAGGUCAUUUUUUGGUUUUCGACUCUAUUAUUUAAAUAAAACAGGAUAUUUUUUACCUGAAAAAAUUAUUUAUUUGAAAAAUCAAAAGUUACCUUUUUUUUGCCUUUUGGAUUUACUUUUUUACAGUAUCAUCGCCAAAACUUGAGUUUUUAAGGAAUUUUAAUUUUAUAGAGUUUUUGCUGUAAUUCGGUUAUAAAUACAUGUAGAAACUUGAAAAUAAUACGUAUAUUGGACUUACCUAGACGUGGUAAAAUUUCCAAAAUGAUCGGACAAAUUUUUUUGAAAUCAAAUUUAUACACCUUGCUAUAUUUUAAACUUUUAUGAACUUUUAUUUACUACAGUAGUCUACUUAUAGUAUGAAGUCUAGUUUUUUUACUUGAGUAAUUUUCAUUAAAAUAUAAUUUUUAAUGUAAAAAUAAGUAAUUAUUAUUAUUUUUUUAUUUAUUUUUAUAGUAUAAAGGGUCUGGUGGUGAUCCUGCUGCUGCAUUGUUGGAAGUUUUAGAUCCCGAACAGAACCGCUCAUUUGUUGAUUCAUAUAUCAAUUUGCCAUUUGAUCUUAGUCAAGUGAUGUUUAUUACGACAGCAAACAAUGUAGCUUAUAUACCACAGACAUUACGCGAUAGAAUGGAGAUUAUCUAUUUAGAAGGAUACACAUUGGUAUGCCAAUAAAUAAAAAAUAAAAUAAUUAUUUGUCAAAAUAAAAUAUAAUACAUUUGUUUAAAAGGAGGAAAAAAUACAAAUUGCAGACAAUUAUUUAAUUCCUAAAAUAUUUAAACGUCAUAGAAUGAAUGAAAUACAGAUAACUGUUACAAAAACUGCCAUUAAAGAUAUAAGUAUGUAUUUUCUAUUAUUUAAUAUAUUAUACAGUAUAAUUUGCAUAUUUUUUUUAAAUUAGUUCAAAACUAUACUUAUGAAGCUGGUGUACGUGACUUGCAACGCAAACUUCAAACAAUCUAUUAUUAUAUAGCUAAAGACGUAGUUGAAAACAUAGAAAAGGAAACAAAAACCUAUGUGAUCACUCCUGAAUCAUUAUUAAACAUUUUUGGUGUAAAUACUAAAUACAAAUUUGUUUUGUUUAAAUUUAAUAGUUUCCACUUCUAGGAAGAUACUGUGAAUGGUGGAAAAAAUAAUUUGGUAGAACAAAGCUGUAAUAGAAUUGGUGUUGCGAUUGGUUUAUCAUGGACUCCGGUAGGUGGUAAAGUACAAAUGAUUGAGACAUCCAAAUCAUAUUCAAGAACAGAUAAUCAACUGAUUUUAACUGGUCUAGCUGGUCAAACUUUAAGAGAAUCUGUGGAAAUAGCACUUAAUUGGAUACAGACAUUUGCGAAAGACGUAAAUCAUGCAUUUGUUUUGUUUUAAAUAAAGUGUAAAAUUAAUUAAUUAAUAUUAUAUCAAAUAGAAUGAAUUAGAUAAAAAUCAUUUCUGUGUUCAUGUCCACCUUCCUGAAGGAGGACAUAGAAAGGAUGGACCAUCUGCUGGGAUAACUAUUGUUUGUGCAUUAGUAUCACUUUUUUGGAACAUACCUUUAAAAUCAAUGAUUGCCAUGACUGGAGAAAUAACUUUACAAGGAUAUGUAUUACCUGUAUGCAAUACAUUCAAUUUACCACUUUUUUUCUUUCUUUUUUUUAUUGAUCUGUGCUUUUCAAAAUUCAAUUUAUUUAUUUUUAGGUGGGUGGCGUAAAAGAAAAAAUUUUAGCAGCAUACAACUCAUCUAUAAGAACUGUCAUAAUACCUGCACUUAACAUGAAAGAUACAAUAAAUUUACCUGAAAAUGUUAAAGUAUUUAUAUAAUAAAAUACAACUUAAUUUAUUUCAUUUUAAUUUAAGUGAUAUUUUUUAAUACAAAUUGAAUGUCAGAAUUUAAUGUUUUUUCAUGACUAUUUAUAUCAGAUUUUCAAUUCUGAGCAAAGACAAAUCGGGCGUUGUUACUCUGCUACAACAUUAUAUUGUUAUGGGCUCUCCCCUUUCAUAAAUAUAAAAAUACAGUCAAGUCUCAAGUCUCAAUAAAAAUACAAUGACUAUUAAAAAUAAUCAUUUAAUAAUAUUUGAAAAAAAUUAUUUUAAAUUUCUUUGUUUAUUUUUUCCAAAUUAUUUUAUUUAAAACCGUUUUUAUUUUUUUAUAUUUUUUCAGGCUGAUUUAAAUAUUGUUCCAGUCAAUCACUUAGAGGAAGUAUUAAAUAUUGUUUUUCCUGGUGGAUUAGCAUAUUUACAAAAACCAACUGAAAACCCAUUGACUAGAUCAAAACUCUAGUUUUGAUGUAUGUAUCAUGAAGAUCUUAUAAAAGGGUUAUACACCUUUACUUUCAAUGAAUUCAAUUGCGAUUAUUAUUAAAACCAACUAUUUUAAUUAGUUUAUACAUUGUAUUCUAAAUUGUGUUUAGUAAUGAUAAUUUAAUAAAAUAAAGUUUAUACUUAUAACUAGUAUUUAUUAUUAUAACAAUAUAGUCUAACUCAAUAUUCAUAAAGAAAAAGAACAAACUAGUUAAUAAUAAUUAAUUUUAAAGUUAAAAUGUUUUAUUAAUUUCAUCAAAAUAAAAUUUUUGCUUAGUUCUCAAUUAAUAAGAUUCAGUUAUUUAUCAUUCCAUUUAUUUAAUUUUGAUUGGAAAUUUAAAAUCGGUAACAAAGAAAUGAAUUUAAUUAUAAUUUAUUAUAACAAAAUAUGUUGGUUCUUACCAGUAAUGUUUUAAUUGAAAGCUUGCUCAUACACACAUAUCAAUUAACAAUAAAGUACAUACAGGGAUAAAUAGUUUUUAUUAAGAUACAUUAAUUAUCUCAGCAGAUGUUUUAUUAAUAUCUGUUCAACCAAAUUGUCCUUAUUUUCACUAUUAUUUUAUUUAUAUCUAUUUGAUUUUU